Messenger RNA from Fusarium pseudograminearum CS3096, 1713 nucleotides. RefSeq lists its product as uncharacterized. The coding region runs from base 1 to 1713 and encodes 570 amino acids. The record is from RefSeq and is a predicted model, not a curated record. Lineage: Eukaryota; Fungi; Ascomycota; Sordariomycetes; Hypocreales; Nectriaceae. The transcript is spliced from 4 exons.
AUGAAGACUUUCUCGAUUUCACUACUUUGCUUAGGCCUGGUUCGCAAUGGUCUUGGACGCCCAACUAAGGAAUGCCCCAUUCUUGGGCCAGUCCUUCCAUCGGGCUUUGACCUCUCCAAGUUCAAAGUCAUUCAGGAAGCAAAGUCCAGCUUCCCAGCGAUAAUCGAAUCCCUCCUAUCGUCUGGCACCAUCAACGAAACACACACAUCCUUCGCAAUCAACGUCUUCUCUACAGCCACCAAUGAGUCUCUUUACUCUUACUACCACGCUGCGGAAGCCCUUGAUGAUACUCUCUCCACUGGUAAGCUUGACGACGAUACUAUCUUCCGUGUUGGUAGUGUAUCCAAGCUUUACACGGCCUACGCUCUCCUUGCCAAUUCCGGUUUCGACGUCGUGAACCUUCCUGUGACUAUGAUCCUACCCGAGUUGGCGGGUAAUAAUAGGAGCGAACCUACCGAGAAGAUUAUCUGGGAGGAUGUCACUAUCGGUGCUCUACUCUCACACCAAGCUGGAUCUGGAGGAGCUCCCCUUGAGAUUGCUAUAUGUGCAAACGAUACUCUACCAGGAUGUGGAUUUGAGGAUUUCCUCACUUACAUGAAGGAAAAGAAGCGCCCUGUAGUCCUCCCUUAUCAAGUCCCAGUCUAUUCCGAUGGUGGCUUUGCAAUGCUUGGAGGAGUAUUACAGCGUCUGACUGGACUGUCCUACAACGACGCUCUUAAGAAACUCCUUGGCAAGCCUCUGGGGCUCAACAGUUCGACGUCGAUCGAACCAAUGGGCAAGGACCGUAAUGUUUUAGCCAUUCCAGGGCCUCCAGAGGUGUCAUCAUGGGGUCAGGACAAGCAGGUAAUUGCUGGAACUGGCGGUGUCUACUCCAGCGGUUCCGAUCUACGAAAAAUCGGCCUCUCCAUUUUGAACAACGAGAUUCUGACGCCUGUUGAAACCCGUCGCUGGAUGAAACCCCAAGGCAAUACUGCAUCUCUCACCUCCAGUGUUGGCGCCCCUUGGGAGAUUAAUCGACUUACCCUUCCAGUAUCUCCCAAGUCCAACAGAACUCGCAUUUCCGAUCUCUACACUAAACUUGGUGGUAACGCCGGUUAUGCCGCUGUGAUCGCCCUUUCACCAGACCACGGCAUUGGCUUUUCUGUACUCACUGCGGGUGUCGGUGCUGUUGGUGCACGGAUUCCUCUUCGCAACGCUGUUGGUACCGUGUUCAUUACUGCCGCUGAACUUGCAGGGUGGGACAAUGCGAAGAAGACGUACCCUGGGACCUUUGUCGACAAGACGAGAAAUGGAUCAAACCUUACCAUCACCGUCGAUGAGGGUCAGCCUGGACUUGGUUUGGAGUCAUUCUUCAUCAAUGGCUCAGAAUGGCGGGCAAACUUGACGGCUCCCGCCUCUGAUCCAAUUUAUGGAGACGAUAUUACUGUUCGUCUCUAUCCUAUGGGCGCAAAGUCUGUUUCUGGCUCAACGCAGCUUAUUUCAUACCGCGCGGUUCCUCAACUGAAACCUAUUGGGCCUCGGUCUGCAGUUGAGGGUGGAGAAGGCCUGUUUGACGAUGGUUGUACAUCAUGGCAGGAAGUCGGAUUUUGGGGUGAUGGCGAUGAUUUUACUUUCAAAGUGGUGGACGGCGAGGUUGUUAGUGUUACUAACUUGGCCCUGGUUGACUUGCAGAGAGCGGAAUACACUCGGGUUUCAGGGGAGGAGGAACAGUGA